AAGGAAGCCCACACUCUGUGUCAAGAUGGCGGCGCUACGAGUAGUGGUUUUGACCGGUAGCGGGAGAACUCUCCUGAAUGCACCGAAAUCCGUCCAUACCUCCCGGGCCAACAUGUCGUUCUCCAGCCUGUCCCGGGGGAAGAAGGUGGCCCUGUCGACGCUGGGAGUGCUGACAGCCGGAGGCGCAGGGCUGGCCCUGGUGCUGCAGCAGUCAGUGAAGGCGUCUGACCUGGAGCUGCACCCUCCUUCCUAUCCAUGGAGCCAUAACGGCAUGCUGUCAGCCCUCGACCAUGCCAGCAUUCGCCGUGGAUAUCAGGUGUAUAAGCAGGUCUGUUCUGCCUGCCACAGUAUGGAGUACUUGGCCUUCCGUAACCUGGUUGGAGUCUCGCAUACAGAAGCUGAGGUCAAAGUGCUGGCUGAAGAGAUUGAGGUUGUGGAUGGCCCAGAUGAGACUGGGGAGAUGUUCACCCGCCCAGGAAAGCUCUCCGAUUACUUCCCCAAGCCAUACCCCAACCCUGAGGCUGCCCGUGCAGCCAACAACGGAGCUCUGCCCCCUGACCUUAGCUACAUUGUCAAUGCUAGGCACGGAGGAGAGGAUUAUGUGUUCUCCUUGCUGACAGGCUACUGCGAUCCCCCUGCGGGAGUUUCUGUUAGGGAGGGGCUGUAUUACAACCCUUACUUCCCUGGCCAGGCUAUUGGCAUGGCUCCCCCUAUUUACAAUGAGGUCCUCGAGUAUGAAGAUGGCACCCCAGCCACCAUGAGUCAGGUUGCGAAGGACGUCUGCACAUUCUUGCGGUGGGCAGCUGAGCCUGAACAUGACCAGCGCAAACGCAUGGGGCUGAAGCUGCUUAUGGGGUCUGCAAUCCUGGUGCCACUAGUUUACUACAUGAAGAGGCACAGAUGGUCUGUUCUGAAGAGCAGGAAGAUCGCCUAUAGACCACCCAAAUAAAGCAACUGGUCUAGGCUUUCAACGCUGCUGUUUGGAUUUGUGAUUUUUUUUGUCUUUGUGAAAUGCCCAUGCAUCAAGUUAUGGUUGCCAGAAUCGGUAAUUGAUGGUUGUCUUUUCAAAUUACAUUCUGCUGUGCCGGUGGUAAAGAGCAUAUUUGGCAACCUCGUACAUGUUUUACUGUAAAGGAAGUAAAUUAUCAAAGACAAACAUUACAAGAAUGUUAAUAGGUGGUCUCAGCAAUUUUGAGUGAAAUUGUCACUGCAAUCAUUUUGAGCUCAUCAACUCUGUCCUUUAAUAACUUCAGUACACAUGGCUGUGUAAAUAUUUAAUAUACAGUG
Messenger RNA from Megalops cyprinoides (Indo-Pacific tarpon), 1287 nucleotides. RefSeq names its product cytochrome c1, heme protein, mitochondrial (gene cyc1). Bases 26 to 949 code for a protein of 307 amino acids. Gene Ontology annotation, biological process: mitochondrial electron transport, ubiquinol to cytochrome c. The record is from RefSeq and is a predicted model, not a curated record. The transcript has 7 exons. Gene Ontology annotation, molecular function: heme binding; electron transfer activity. Lineage: Eukaryota; Metazoa; Chordata; Actinopteri; Elopiformes; Megalopidae.